GGAUUUUCGCUCAGUUGCGUUUUAUACUGCGCGAUAUUAACAUGCAAUUUCGAACGUGAAUAGACUUCGUAACGCAUUAAAAAUUGCAGACUUGCAAAUAUUGUUUGCUCCAAGCGAUCAUAAUUUCUUGUCACCUCGUUGUUAAUAAACUAUACUAUUUAUCUCAAAAUGACGCGAAUCCGUGCAAUUAAUUUGAUCGCAUUUUGCACAUUCGUAUUUUUUGUUGAUAAGAACAGUGUAACGGAAGCUCAUAGCUUGAAAGAUUAUUUGAAAGGUUUACGUAGCCUGUCGCAACUUAAGAAUCUUCGACAUGGAAUUCUCCCAGGUACGCUUUGGUGCGGGCUGGGAAAUAUUGCUCGCAAUGAUUCUGAAUUAGGUUUGUACAGCGAGAUAGACACGUGUUGCAGAGAGCACGACGGCUGCGAGGAUUCCAUAAGCUCCAAAGCUACAAGAUACCGACUGUACAACAAAUACUUCUGCAGAAGCUCGUUAUGCGAGUGCGAUUUGCAAUUUUACGAUUGCUUGAUGCGAAUACGCGGGCUGUACGCGGCCGCUGUGGGAAAGGUAUAUUUCAAAAAAUGCAACCAGUGCUUCCGUACCUACUACGAUCCUGAGGAAUGCAUAAAAGAGGGCCUCGAUGUAACCGAAGAGAUGGAUCGUAAGGGUCGUCGCGUUUUCUGCGCAAAGUUUGACCAAAAUCCAAAAUGGGGACAACGACACAACGUUACUUCGCCUCAUAGAUCGAUCUACGUCGACGAACUUUUAAACUGGCCGGAUGAUGAAGUCGCGCAGUACGUUCCACAAUCUUAUCCUCCGAACGAUAGAAGAUACCCCGUCGAGGAAGACGACGCUAUGAGAGAUAUCGAAGAUAAUUAUUAAUGAAUUUUCACGUCGCACUUUGCGCUCGCAGAUUCGCCAAAAUUCUCGAGAACAGCAAUCUUUUAACCCAUUCAAAAAGUUAUUUGACAAUUCAAUCUAAAUUUUGAAAAGUCAAAAUAAAUGACGCCAGUCGAGAUGAAGGAUACACUCCUUUUUAAUAUAUA
Molecule: messenger RNA, 1043 nt
Organism: Camponotus floridanus (Florida carpenter ant)
Lineage: Eukaryota; Metazoa; Arthropoda; Insecta; Hymenoptera; Formicidae
Product: phospholipase A2
Exons: 4
Coding region: 169-879 (236 amino acids)
Biological process (GO): arachidonate secretion; phospholipid metabolic process
Molecular function (GO): A2-type glycerophospholipase activity
Source: RefSeq, a predicted model, not a curated record